AUGGCGUUGCGCAGGUGGCUGGGCUGCAAGUGGGCGGUGGCCGUGUCGCUGGUGGCGUACAUGCCGUACAUCGCGGCGCACUUCCACGCCGGCUGGGCCACGCUCAUCCCGGCGGCGGCGGUGGUGGGGCUGGGCGGCGGGCCGCUGUGGUGCGCCAAGUGCACCUACCUCACCGUGGUGGCGCGCUCCUUCUCGCAGAGCAGCGGCGAGACGUCCGACGUGGUCAUCGUGCGCUUCAUGGGCAUCUUCUUCAUGAUCUUCCAGUUCGCGCAGCUUCAAAUCAAUAACCAAGCGCUCGCUCAUGUGGCAGUGUUCUCGACCGGCGAGGAGGCGGACAACAAGCUGACGGGCGACCUGGGCGACGUGUGCGGCGCCAACUACUACGCGCCCGACGCCACGGCGCCAAACGCCACCAACGCGUCGCCGCCGUCCGCCGCCGAGAUCAACACCGUGGCCGGCAUCUACCUCGGCUGCAUGGUGCUUGCCGUGCUCAUCGUCGCCCUCGGCGUGGACUCCCUCAGCAGUGCUAAUGUUGUUGAAGUGAAUCGCUGCUCCCGCAGGUACAACGAGGACGAUCGCGAGGGCUCUGGCUCGGGGCUGAGCGGCGUGCGUCUGCUGGCCGCGUUCGUGUCGUGCGCGUGGGGCAUCUCCAACAUCGGCUACGUGAUGAUCUGCUACGGCGUGGUGAACUCGGUGUCGGCGGUGGGCGCCGGCUGGCUGGUGAAGCUGACGGGGCGGAUGCCCGUGGUGGUGGGCGCCACCAUCCUGCACGCGGGGCUCCUGGUGACGCUGCUCCUGUGGCGGCCGCACUCCGACGACCGCGUCACCUACUUCCAUAAGGAAAACAAAAUGGCUAUGUGCGGAAUCUUAUUCCCUGGCGAGGAAGAAGCAGCGUUCAGCAACUUCCGUCUGUGGGAGAGUCUGGGCUACAUCGUUGCGUACGCGUACAGUGCGUACAUUAUCACCUACGCUAAAAUUUACGUGCUUCUGGUCUUCCUGGCGGCGGGUGUUGGCCUGUAUGUGGUGAUCGAAAUAUCCGAGAAGAAACGAUUGGCGAAGGUGUCGCCAUAGAGACUUUUCAGAGGCGCUGCGGUGCCUAACCUAAUGAUUCAUACAGAAUGAGUCACGCGAUUUUCAAACGAAAAUUACGUGUCUUGGUCGAUGACAUGGAGGAAUUUUGAAUUAUCUAAAUAAUUCUCUUCCAUUUCAUUUAGUUGUUGUGAGAGAAUAUCGUGUCAUCGUUCUCUAGAAUGGAGACUACAUAAGAAUUCUAAAGACGGCAGGCUAUCUACGUCUCUAAUAGUCAAGAUCUGCCACAAACCUAUCAUAGGUUUACAGGUUCAUGGGAAAGAAUACUGGAGAACAUAUCAGGGUGAGACACCAAAAGAAUAAUGAAGUUUUCACUUCACAUCAUUGCAGCAAUAUAACAAUGGGUUGCUAAUCAUAUCAAUGCAGUAAUAUUCACGUUCAUUAUGCCGUUCAUAGUUCAUUUAUUAUUAAUUGAGGUAACUCUCACGUGAAAGCCAUUGCAUUGAAGUCUAAGGAAAGUAAGUGUUGAUGAGUUGUUAAUGAUAGUUGGAAGCUGGCUUUUUGUUUAAAAAGCAAAUACACAAAAAUGAAAAUCGAAACAUUUAGUUGUGAUUCACUGAUAUGUGUAUUUUUUAAACUGUCAGUACCUGCAAAUGUUAAUGAAUAGACAUAAAUAAUCUUAAUUUAAAUAUCUAUUCUUAAUUAUUGAUUUUAUGACCUUUUGAGAAAUAUUUUUGCAUAGUCCACUGUUGUACUUUCAAAGUGUCCUCGGAAUAUGUUAACAACCCAUGAGAAAAUAGAAUACGUUGAUCAAUAGGUUAAUAAAAGUGCAGUAAUAUUGUCAAUGCAAUACGAAAAAUUAUUUUUACAUAAUAAAAAUCAAUAAAUUUCUAGGAAGAGUGUCAACAUUUUUUAAUAUGUAUUUUAUAUUAUUUAAAGUUUCGAAUUACGUAUUGUUUAUCACAAACCAAUCAUUUUGAGCAUGUCCGUUCUCAAAGUUGCAGUAAACACCCAUUGUAAUGUAAAAGCAAAAUUGUAGUAUUGAAGAACAUUAGAAUAUUACAUUUUUAAAUUAAUACGAAAACAAUCCUUUUUGUCGAACGUUUUGUAGAACUUCGUGCACCUACGAAUUGAACUCUUUAAUGAUGAAAUUUUAAUAUUGUGAUAAUCAGCAAAUAUACUAUUUGCGCAUGUUUGGUGAGCUACGAAAUCUCAUCCCCCUUUUUAAUACAUAAGUGAAUUAUUAAUAAAAUACAGCAACGAUGUUUCUUAACAAUAUCUGAUCGUGAGAAAUUUCGGACUCUAACGGACACAAAGUGCAUCGGCAAACGAGCCACAGAUUUGAUUCAUUGGUACCCUCCCCCACAUCUGACGCGUCUAACAAUAUUUGAGCACAAGAAGAAGUGUGCAAAUAGUACUCUAACUUUCGCCUGAAUGUAAAUAACUUCAAUAAAUAUUACAUAUUUUCUGUUGGUUACAUUUUCAGAUAUUAACUUUUCAGCUCCUAAGAGACACCACCUGUGGCUCCCUCAUAUAAUCCACCUUCUCUGUAACGCGACAAUGUGUGCAGUUGCCAAACUGCAAUAACAGUAAAAAAAUCAGGGCCAAUUUUGAAAAAUACAUGAAUGUAUAUAAAAUACCCAUAAAAUAUGAAGAACACCUAUGUAAUUAUAAACACUAUUGUACUUUUCGCAAAUUAUGUAUCAUAACAAGGUUACAACAAGGUAAUCAACCAGCUUCAGAAGAAUAUUAUCAUAAACAACAUACACACACACACACACACAAUUACACAGUCAUGUUUAUCGAU
This is a messenger RNA of Gryllus bimaculatus (two-spotted cricket), 2836 nucleotides long. The record is from the annotation of a GenBank genome assembly. Lineage: Eukaryota; Metazoa; Arthropoda; Insecta; Orthoptera; Gryllidae.